UUGAGCGAUGGGUAAUGACCGAACAGAAAAUAAAAUAUACUCGUCGGUCAGAGAAAUUACAGGCCUCUCGUGUUGCGAUACGUUCAGUCAUUCGGCGAUUCUCUUAGCACAUACGUGCGUUUCACUCGCGAGCGUUACAUGGCGCUUUCGGCAAUUCGCAAACAUGAAGAUCCACAGCGGCAAGGAAGGUGGACUGGAAAAUCUGAAACGCGGAUAUCACAAAUGGUGGAUGCUUAAUAUAAAAAAAUACAUAAGCGGAUGGUUUCAUGUCUAUUGCAAGAAUACGAGUUUGCACGGCUUUCGUUAUAUAUCCGCGGAUGGGUCGACGAUAUUCAAGAGUUCUCUUUGGUCUAUGGUUUGCAUAUUUGCCAUCGCGUUCUGCGUGGUGCUCAUGCUUCGCUUGUGGGCGAAUUAUUCGAGAAACCCGAUAGCGACCACCAUCGACACGUCGAAUCUGAUAUGGGACCUGCCUUUUCCGGCCGUUACCGUGUGCAACAACAAUAAAAUUUAUCGUCCACACGCCGAUAUUAUUGCCAAGCAGCUACAAAUAAACGGAAUCGCUAAGAACGAGACCGAGAGAUUUUUCACUUCUCUCCUAAAGCUGGUGCGGCCCGACAAAGUUUUGAUCGACGACACAACCGCGAAACACAUACUGGACAUACUCGGCAUGACAGUCGAGACAUUGAUGAGCAAGUUAAUGCAGCCCUGCAGCGCGUUGUUGGUGAGAUGCGCUUGGCUCGGGCAACUUUACGACUGCGACAAGAUCUUCAGGACGGUGAAGUCGAGGGAAGGCUUCUGUUGCGCUUUUAACUUUCAUUACGGAAAGAUAGGAUACAACGAUGAGAGCGAUCAGCAGGAGGUGCACGACAAUUCCACCGGCUUCAAUGUUACUUUCGAGUACCAGCCGGGCAUGCACAGAAUUCUGAAAGCUCCAGGAAGCGGUCGCGACGUAGGACUCGCGCUCGCCUUAAAUAUUGACCGUUACAAUUACAAAGGCUCCGUGCGGCCCUCCGUGGGCGCCUCAAUUGUCAUACACGACCCGGUCGAUUUUCCCGACAUCGGUGCGCACAUCGCGUCCGUAUCGCCUGGUCACGUCCUGACGAUAUCCGUUUCCGGCACCUCCAUCAAGAGCAUGGACAGCUUGCGCAACCUUCCUGUGGAGAAGCGUUCUUGCUACUUCGAUGACGAGGUAGGCGCACAGCUCGCCAAUCUCUUUCCAUUCGUGACGCACGUUUUGCAAGGCACACUCAAAAUUCUGUAUAUUUAUGAUCGAUGAAACUACCAACAGGUACCUGGAGAGAGGCAUUACAGCUUCCAGUCGUGUGUAUCUGAAUGUAUAGCCGAGCUUCUGCAGAGCGUAUGUGGUUGCUUGCCAUUUUACUAUCCGGAAAGACAUAUCGGAAUAAGAACGUGUUACUUGACCGACGUAGCUUGCAUCGUGGCCCACCGAGCGUCGCUAUCGGGAGAUAAUAUAGCGACUAAAGGACCUUGCAAGGAAUGUCUUCCUCAAUGUACUGAUAUCAUGUACGGUAUCAAUGUGGAAAAUAUUAAAAUGGACGUUGUGGAGUACGAGUCGGAAUUAACACAUGAUUUGGAUCUGGACAACGUAUCCAUGGUAUACGUAUUCUUCGGCGACAUCUCGUACGUUGAGUAUCAGAAGGAAAGUAUCCUUGGUUGGGAUGGAUUGCUCGCAUCCUUUGGCGGUAUCUUCGGCCUUUGUCUCGGCGGUUCCGUGAUGAGUGUGAUAGAGCUGAUUUACCUGUUGGUGGAGGAACUUUUCAGGCUCCGCAAGACGCAAGGAUCGUCGCGUAAAGAUUUGCCCCCAGCCGCGGAAGUGUUUCUUUCAAUCCCCGCUGAGAAAACCCAGCUGCAGAAGCCGCGAAACCAUCGGGAAUUCGACGACAAGCGCGUUUACGUCACGUGGUAUCAAUCGAACUUUCAGCGACGUAAGGUGAUGAACUUUGACGAUGUGCACAAGCGCGUCAGGUUCUAAAUUCACCUCAGUUCAUCUCUUUCAAAAUUGUACGGAUUAUAAGGCAGCGGGCUGCGAUAGCAACACGGCUUCGGAUACUGUUCAGGAAGUCGUGAAAACUUUGCCAGUGGUGUUGCCAGUUGGUUUGGAGGUGGUAAAGGAUCAGGACAGCAUGGUCCAGGUGUU
Molecule: messenger RNA, 2158 nt
Organism: Odontomachus brunneus
Lineage: Eukaryota; Metazoa; Arthropoda; Insecta; Hymenoptera; Formicidae
Product: pickpocket protein 28-like
Exons: 12
Biological process (GO): sodium ion transmembrane transport
Cellular component (GO): membrane
Molecular function (GO): ligand-gated sodium channel activity
Source: RefSeq, a predicted model, not a curated record